Molecule: messenger RNA, 5987 nt
Organism: Musa acuminata AAA Group (dessert banana)
Lineage: Eukaryota; Viridiplantae; Streptophyta; Magnoliopsida; Zingiberales; Musaceae
Exons: 10
Coding region: 238-2964 (908 amino acids)
Source: RefSeq, a predicted model, not a curated record
UUUCUUCGUUUCAAUGUUUGCUCCCUCCAUCGCUCGUAUCCUACAAGUAUAUAUAUAGAGACCGAGAGAGGAGACGAGAGAGAACCGGAAACCACCAACACCGACGCCUGUACGAUUCUCAUUGUUCGUCGGUUGAAUAGAUUGGAGAUCGAGCUCGCGGAUCGAUCCUUCUUGGACGAAAGGGAGCUCAUGAGGUGGCGGACCAUGGAGGAGGAGGCAGCAUUUUGACAUCGAGAGAUGGAUUCCGACAUUCUUCUUGACCAUGCAUUAUUCCAGCUCUCGCCAAGACGCUCGCGGUGCGAAUUAUUCGUAUCUGGAGGUGGGAAAACCGAGAAAAUUGCUUCAGGGUUUUUGAAGCCAUUCCUCGCCCAUUUGAAAGUAUCAGAAGAACAAUCUGCAGAGGCAGUUGAUUCGAUAAAGCUUAUUGUUGAUAGGAGGACGAAAGAUGGAACAUGGUUUAAGAAAGGAACCGUCGAAAGGUUUGUUCGAUUCGUUGGUGAACCAGAGGUUCUGGAAUUUGUCAAUACAUUUGAUGCAGAAAUGUCACAGCUGGAAGGGGCCAAGAAAAUAUAUUUGCAGCCUCAUAACCUUCCUAUUCAGAACUCAGGAGUUCCAGUUUCUGGUUCAAUGGGUGAAAAUGGAACAACUACAGAAGCAUCUGUGGAUAUAACAAAGAAUGAGCUUCUUAGAGCCAUUGAAGUGCGGCUUGUUGCAGUUAAGCAGGAUCUGACCAAAGCUUGUUGUUGGGCAUCAUCUAAUGGGUUUACCCCUAAAAAUGUCUUAGAGCUUCUUCAUUUUGCAGAUUAUUUUGGUGCAGAUCACCUAAAUGAGGCAUGCACUAAAUUCAUUUCACUUUGCCAAAAGCACCCUGAUCUUUUUAGUCUUCAGCACCUGCCUUGGUCACUGCCUCUGCCACUUAAAAGCCUUGGCAUCUCAUCCUCCUCUGGCUCAGAUGUCUUACUAGAUGAGCCAGAAGAUGAGCCCAAGGUUGGUGGUAAACCACCUGACGGUGGGGGUCUUCAUCUCCACAAGCACAACAAUAGCCAACCGGCACAGAUAAAUACAGCAGAGUUGCUGUGCCCAUAUCCACAACUCAAACCUAUCCAGCAGCAUUUUGUGGAUAGAACUGUUGGGAACGUGGUUGACUCUAUUCCUGCUGCAUCAUUCACUAAGCCAGCUCAACGGGAUGAAGGAGGCUCUAGGCGUCUUAGCGUGCAGGAUCGCAUCAGUCUCUUUGAGAGCAAGCAGAAAGAACAGUCUGUGAGUUCAAGAAAUAUCAGCACUAUUGUUGGAAUUAAGAGGGUAGUGGCAGGAAAAGGAGAACCUAGGAGAAUCCCUUCUGAUGUCUCAGAAAAGUCAGUAUUGAGGAGAUGGUCUGCUGCUAGUGACAUGAGUAUAGAUCUUAGCAGCAGCAGUUGUAGCAGCUUCAAUGAUGAGAAAGACGGUGGGAGUGCUUCUGGAACUCCUACAUCUGCAAACUUGCAGUUUCAAUCCAGCAAUAGAAUCCAAGAGGGAGUGACCAGUGGGUUGACAGAUACAAUGACCGUGCAGUCUCAGUUGAGUCCUAAAGCAUGCAUAGCCAUCACACCUUGCCAGUUUCAUCCCCAUUUCCAAACUCUAUCUAAAGAUAGAGAUCAUGCCAAGGAAGAAGUUGACAAGACCCUGAUGACCCCAUCAGAACCUGCCUUUCCUAAGGAGCAGAUCAAGCAUAUAAUACCUGCUUGCCAAAGUGGUAAGAUUCUUUGUCAAUUAAAUAAUCAAGAUGUUUUUGGCACCCAACAAGAUGGCUUUUUGGAAUCAGGUAAUUGUGCUGGAUUGAAAUGUCAUGCCGUCCGUCACCCACAGUUUGAAACCACCUCAGUGGAUUAUGUCCAAGCAAACAACCAUGUGAUUUUGCAAGCCACAUCACAAUCUGUAUUAGCAGCAGAGGAAAAAGCAGGGCUGAGAGAUCAAGAAAGUUCCAGGACUCGAACUGGGAAGAUCUCCUCACAUCCAGAUGGUGUUCGAGUGAAAUAUCAACCAACAUUAUCUACCCAACUCCAAAUUUUUGCAAAAAAACCUGAUGAUGCUCAAGUGGGAACCCAAGAUCCAUCAGAUUUUCAGAUUAACUCAAGAGCUAUAUCAGGCAUAUAUUUGGAGUCCCACCCCCAAUGGGCACCUCUAAGUAAACCAGUGGGAGCUGAUUCGAGUGGAACAGUUGUUUCUGAGCAACCUUUUGGUCCCAUUCUAGUCAAGGAAAAAGGAGAUUUGGGUCACCUAGGUAUAAAUUUCAAGGAUCAAUCAUCGUCUUCUGAUUGUCCAAACAAGUUUCAGAGUGAAACAACACACUCUGAAAGAUAUAGUUUGCCUGUUUUUCCAGUGAGGGAUGCAAAAGAGUGCAUGGAGUUACUUGAUCCACCUUCUACGUGUUCAGCAGAGCAGAUUCAGAUGGUGAGUUCACUUGAAGGAGGAAAUCAAAAGCUGAACAAUGAACUUCAAAUGAAGGCUAAUGAAUUGGAAAACCUUUUUGCUGAACACAAGCUCAGAAUUCAGAAGGAUCAGGCAACAACCUUUCAGAGGAGUUCAGAUGCCCACAAAGAUCAUGUAAAGGCUUUGGAGAAAGGACAUGCAAUUCCAGUUCAAUUGCCUGAGAGGAAGUUUGUGAAGGAAACUUCCAAGAAGGAAGUUGAAUUUGAUGCUAAUUUGCUGUCAAAUAUGGUAAAUAAUAGGAAAUUUGAUAAUAACAUAUGCCAAGGAUUUGACAAUAAAUCAGAUGAUUUUAGAGGGAAAUUCUAUGAUAAAUAUAUGCAAAAAAGGAAUGCAAAACUAUUAGAAGAGUGGAAAUCAAAAAGGCCUCAGAAAGAAGCAAAGAUGAAAGCAUUGCGUGACAACCUAGAACAUACUCUGGCUGAGAUGCGAGCUAAAUUUAUAGGAUCUGCUAAUGGACAAUAUUUGAGAUCUUUUAGCUGUUCUUCAGUUUUAUGAAACAAAUAUCAGAGGAUCUGAAGACUACUGAUGAUAACAAGAUCAGAACAUCUGUACAAAUUAAUACUUUACAAGAAAUGUCCUGCUGUGAUUUAUCCAGUGAUGAUUUAUCCACUGAUAUCUAUUCUAAAGGCACUUUCUCCAAGAUGCUUUGAUGUGCUACAAAUUUGUCUUCUCCACCCAUCAAACAUCAAUAGCAUCAACCCAUAAUCUCGGGUCAGCCCCCAUAAGAUCCGGUACCCAAAAUGAAAACCCUUUUGCAGAAGCAGCUCCUAAAUUAUCUGACUUCUGAGGGAAAAACACAAAGUCAUCAUCAUUAAAUAGCAGAAUAACUACAUGAGUGCAGCAAAGAACCUGUAUUUGGAGCAAGAGCAUCACUGAAGAACCUUGCUAAUGAGAACAAGCCACAUAAAUCACAAUCCAGAGAAAGGGAGUCCCGCCAAGGAUCCUUUCAACUCUGAUUUCUGAUAAUGGAUAUUCCAAGGAGCAAACUAGGCUAGUUUCUGUAGAAGUUCAGAAAGGUGCAGUAUUCCAAACUCCAAACCACUUUUGAGUCAAUAUUGCUGGCCCUGAUUCAGAGGCUGGUAUGACUAAAUUUAAAGAUUAUGCUUUCUGGGUUACACAAGAAUUGAAAGGAUCUCCAAAAUGUAAUUGAUCAGGAAGAUGAUUCACCUGACAUGAUUAAAAAUGAAGAAGAAUUGAAGAGAAAAUUUUCUGCAGGGAAACUUGGCCUCAUCAGUUCUCAUGUUGAGUUAGACAACAAGCCAAGGCACAUGCAAGAAUUUGGAACUUAGUUAUUUUGGGAUCUGUCUCAAAGGUGGAGUAUGAUACUGGUUUUGUUUUGCCACACAUGCAAGAAUUGGGAAGUUAGUUACUUCAAAUUUGUCUCAAAAGUGGAAUAUGAUACUAGUUUUGUUUCACCCAUGUCUGCUAUUUUAACAGGAAACAUACAAGAGUCACUAGAAGGUGCUUCAUCAUGGAUACAUCAUAAAUUUUCUUAUGCACAUGAGGCAUCAGAUAUUGAAGCUUAUGUAGAUUCACUUGUAGGAAGUUUGGCUUCAUGGAAUUCCCACUUGUUGAAUCAAAUGGACUCUGAUUCUUUUCCAAUGAGAGAAUCAAGGAAGUGCUUAGUUUCUCAUUGCUGCUAAUGCAUCCCAGCUAGGACACAUGGAUUUGGAGGAAGAAUGGGUAUGUAAGGGGGGGGGGGGCGCCGCGGGUGGCGGAGAGAGGAUGCACGGGGUAUGUCUCAACUCUCAACAAUUUUUAAAGGUGAUGACAACACAGAUGGUUGUGAUGUAGCAGCAGAUCCAUGCAAUGGCUUGACAAAGAGAAUGGCUACCUUUCUGCAAAUGAUGGGUCCAAUUGAGUUGAGAGGGUAUAAAUGAGCCAAGCUAGUGGGAACUUGCUUAUCUGAAGCUCAGCGUAAUGCUUGUGGAGGCUUAAAUUAGCUGAGAUGGUAAGACCAGUCUAACGUAAAACUACUCCAUCCAUUGAUUCUAGCUCAGGCGUUGUAAUUUAACGUCAAGCUUACCCCAAGCUGCUUAUGUUAAGCUUUCUAAAGGACUGCCAGCAAACUGGUGUCACCUGUGGACCUUUCAUUCAUUAAUCUUUAUAAGAUAUUAUGACAUAAUUUUCUUUCGCAGGACAUAAUACUAAUAGAAACAAAAUAUUUUUUAGAACAAUUAGAAGGGAGUCUGACGCAUAUGACUUUCACCAUUAAGGGAUCUGGUGAUAUUUAGAAAUGUUAUCAGUAGUAGCGUGGUAACCUUGGUAUUCCAUUAAAGCUUGAACUCACGUCAAAUUAAAUGAAUGCCAUGUACUAAAUUUUCUAGAUGAAGAACCUCUCGUCAAAUUAAAUGUCAAGCCUGAAAUGAGUAACAAGCUUGAUCUUUUCAUUACUGCUGGUGUAAAUGUUGGUUUAGCUUUCACAUGCAUAUUAGGAGAGAUUAUUAGGUUGUUUAGAUUGUGCUUUCUUUUCUGUUCAAGAAUAAAUGUAGAAUAAGAGUCCAAUGGAGGAAUUAGUUUAGACUGAUUCUAAUAAAUGUUCUUGUUAUAGUCUAUGUGACAGUUCUUUUUCUGUUUCUGGCUUUGUUACAACAUAGAUAGUUUUUGUUAAACAUCAUAAUUCCAUUCGUAUAUACCACAAACUUUUAUUCAUUGCAUGUGUGAGAUGCAAAUUGAUUGAUCCUAAUUCAAAUCCAGCUUCUGUUUUGAAUAUAUGUUGAUGAUUUUGUUUUCAAUGUGUUUCGUUUUAUUACCUUAAUUAAUUAGUUUAGCUGUGUUCUAGAAAAGAAAUAUGCAACUACAAGUUCUAUCGAUGUAAAAGAUUUGUACGGUUGUCCAGUCAUUAGUGUUAGAUUACAGAAGUGUGUCUAAUGAGUUUUGUAUGAUUACAUUUUUGCAUUAAUACGAGCAAAUUUAUCACUCAAUCAUAUACAAUAUAAACCUAAUUGGUAUAUUUAUUUACUAAUGAUAUUGUUUUAAUAGAUGAGAUUUUAAAUGAAACUAAUUCUAAAUUUAAGUUAUGAAGACAACCCUUAUAAAUUAUAUUUUAAAGAUAUUAGAAUUAAGGCUAAAUAUAUGAGAUGUAAAUCUUAAUGAUUACUGGGAGUAGGCUUUUGAGGUUAUAGUUAAGUUGGAUAUACAAAAAGUUUUAUUAAGUAAAAAAUCUUAAAUAUCUUGAAUUAUUUAUUUUGUAGAUAUUGAUAAAUAUAUUAUUCAUCAAUAGGUUUGUGAUUAAUAAAAAAAAAUGAGAUUGUUGUUAAAUCCAAGACAUUUUAUGAAUCUGACUGGGUAGUUAAAAAAAAAAACGAAUAUAAAGGGUUUGUACUGUUGAAAUAAGAAUAUUGAGAUAGAUGCUUGAAAUUAGUAUGAAAAAUAAGAAAACAAAUAUUUUAUGAUUUUUUUAUAUCUUCAUGUGCUAAGGAAAUCUAUAAAUGCUGUGGUUGGAAAAAUAUGCGCCGUCAAUCUGUACAAAAUUAGUACCCUCUUUCAUUCUUAUAAGCAGUCUACAUUCAUAUGAU